Messenger RNA from Plutella xylostella (diamondback moth), 4164 nucleotides. NCBI's taxonomy places the organism in Eukaryota, Metazoa, Arthropoda, Insecta, Lepidoptera, Plutellidae. The record is from RefSeq and is a predicted model, not a curated record.
GUAGGUAUUUAAAUACCUACCAACUAAGCGCUUACUUACCUUUUAACAAUAAGUACCUACAUAAUUAUUUUAAUUCCCGUUAGCCGAGCUUAUUUAUGCUUUCAGCUUAAGCACUAUAAGUACACUGUAAAUAAACAUACUGUAAAUGAUACCUAUCUAGGUACUACUAUCUAACGGUUACGCUUAGCAAGUCAUCCACUGGACUCAACUUAUUUGGUAGUAACUUAUAACAUACGCAGCUUAAGUUCAAUAAAUGACACAGCUGACAUAACAUACCUACAUUAUAGCUGAAAGUUGCUCUAAAAUUGUACCUACUUUUCAAAAGGCUUUGUCAUAACUUUCCCCACGUUACUUACCUAUUAUAUUUAAGUAUCAAAAUGACCAAGUUGUCCCUUUUUUCAUUUUAAUACCUAGUGAUUGCAUUGCUUUAAGUAGUUUGCCGACUAAUUUCAGGAAAAAUCGAUCUGAUCGAUCAUCGAGCGGCCGCAACGCACACAUUCACGGCGCGCCGCGGCGCGUGGCUAGUGUAGCUACUGUCUCGUGCGUGUUGCAGCGCCGCCAGCGACCUUGACCGUGAAAACAACGGUGCCGCGUCAGCUGACGGCGCGGUGGAGCAACAUACACUCAAAGCAGGAUCGGUAACUCUGUAUACUCAUUUACCUACUCAAUAACUUUACUCAAUUCAACUUAUCUGGUUAAAUUAAUUUUUUAAUUGUCAUGACUGGUACUGAGAAAGAAAUGGUGUUAUCUGAGGCUGAGGAUACAUCACUUAAACAGUUAAUAAGAAAAAGAAGUUCUAUAAAGGGGCGAUUAACAGUUUUUAAGGAUUAUUUGGCUGUAAUUAGUCAAAUACCUACCACUGACCUUCAGAAAGCGGACGUUAAAGAAUUAUCUUUACGUUUACAAAAGUUAGAAUCACUCUUCUCUGACUUCGACGCAUUGCAAAUUGAAAUAGAAGUUCUAUCUAAUGACGAAGAACAAUCAAAAGAACGCUAUAGCAUCGAAAAUAGAUUUUACUCACUCAUAUCUUCAGCUCAGAUCAUCAUUGAAUCGUCAAAUCAAGGAGACGAUAUUUUUGUAAAUGCAAAGAAAACGUCUCAACACGGAAGUGAAUGUAGUUAUCAACCUAAUAACCACAUACAGCUACCUAUAAUCAAAUUGCCUACUUUUAACGGUGAUUAUCUUAAGUGGCUUGAAUUUAGGGAUACGUUCGACUCCUUGAUUAACCAAAAUGAAUCAAUACCAGACAUAAACAAGUUUCAUUAUCUAAAAUCAUCCCUGCAGGAUAGUGCUCUUGUCGCAGUGAAGUCUAUAGAGGUUACAUCUGUUAACUACAAAGUAGCAUGGCAGUUACUGAAAGAUAGGUAUAAUAAUGAGAAAAUUCUCAUCAACAAUCACUUAAAAUCCUUAUUCUCAAUAGAACCCCUUAGUCGGGAAUCUCACAAGGCAAUUCGAUUCCUCGUCGAUCAUAUUUCUAAAAAUCUAAGGUCACUAGAAACGUUAGGACAGCAUACUGACCAUUGGGAUGUGUUAAUUAUAUACUUGUUUUCUAACAAAUUAGAUUCGGUAACAGGCCGUAAAUGGGAAGAACAUAAAAAUAAUUUCACAAACUUACCUACAUUGAACGAUUUUAUUUUGUUCUUACGCAAUCGUGCCGAUAUUCUUGAAACAAUGCACACGAACAAAUCGGAAAAAAAUAAUCAUCAGAAUAAUAAUUCUUUUCAUAAAUCUUCAAGGGCGCUGGUAACUUCAUCCUUUGCAAAUAAAACGAUGAAGUGUUCGCUUUGUAGCGAAUCUCAUCGCAUAAUGGAAUGUUCCAAGUUCAAAGAUUUAACUAUAGAAGAUAGACUAAUCGAAGCAACAAGAUUAAAACUGUGUAAAAAUUGUCUUCGUAAAGGGCAUUCCACACAACAAUGUAAAUUAGGUCCAUGUCGUUUCUGUAACAAAAGACAUAAUUCAUUAUUGCACCUUACUAAACUUGACGAAUCACAAACACAAAAUAUAAAUGAUAACAAAUGUUUACAUUCCUUACCGGCUUCAUCUUCCGCGUCGACCACAAAUCAGGUAAUUUUGUGCACUGCGGUAGUGAACAUUAAAAACGUAAGUGAUAACACUACUUACCAGGCGCGGGCGUUACUUGAUGCAGGUAGUCAAUCGUCUUUUAUUACUGAGGAGCUGAAAAAUAAAUUAGGAUUAAAAACGGAACAAUCAAAGAUCCGGAUAUCCGGAGUUAAUAAUUCACAAUUUAACUUAAGGGAACUUUGUAAUAUAAAUGUGUCGUCGUCAAGCAACUCAUUCAAUAAAAACAUAAAAUGUUUAGUUAUACCAAACAUUACGGGUUACCUACCCAACGUCGAAGUAAACACUUCGGCUUUGAACUUACCUUCCGGAAUACAGCUUGCAGAUCCGGGUUUUCACUGUCCGUCAAAGAUUGACAUGUUACUAGGUGCAGAAGUAUUCUUUGAGAUAUUAAGUACCGGACAGAUAAAGUUGGGUGAAAAUAAACCCAUUCUUCAGAAUUCCAAAUUUGGUUGGUUAAUUGCGGGACCACUUACAAUUUCCUUAAAGAAAAAUCAAAAUGAAACUUACUGUAAUUUUAGUAAGGAAAUGUCAGAUCAAUUAAGUCAGUUCUGGGAAAUUGAAGAAUCCCCCAUAUCGAAACAACAAAUUAAACAAAACUUUUUGAAAAAUAACAUUUGUGAAAAUCAUUUUCGGGAAAAUACUAAACGGCUAGAUAAUGGUAGAUUUUCAGUAACUAUACCUUUUAGCGAAGAUCCUGAAACUGCUCUGGGUGAUUCAUACACAAUAGCAAAAAGGCGCUUCUUCAGUUUAGAACGAAAAUUCUCGCGAAAUUUAGAAUUAAAAUCACAGUAUGGCGACUUUAUUAACAAAUAUGAAGAACAAGGUCAUUUAUCACGAAUAGAUCGUCCUGAAUUUGGAUACUACAUGCCUCAUCUCCCGGUAAUACGAGAGAAAAGUGAAUCGACUCGUCUUAGGGUGGUCUUUCAUGCCUCUGUUAAAUCUACGUCAGGGGUUUCAUUGAACGACAUUCAACUUAGUGGCCCAGUGGUACAAGAUGAGUUGUUCGAUAUUCUUAUCAGAUUUCGACAACAUAGGUAUGUGUUAAGCGGAGAUAUACAAGCCUUCUAUAGACAAGUAGAAGUGAAUCCUUCUCAAAGACAUUUACAAUUAAUACUAUGGCGGGAUGACGAAAGUAAACCGUUAGAAGUUCUUCAGCUUAAUACCGUAACGUACGGGACUUCAGCAGCGCCAUUCUUAAGUACCCGAUGUCUUUAUCAGUUAGCCGACGAGUGCGCUGAUGAAUUAGUCUCUCAGGUAAUACGUCACGAUUUCUACGUUGACGACAUGAUUACUGGAUCUAAUCAAAAGGAUGAAUUGUUACAUGUUUAUAAUUCUGUAAAGAGUACACUUUCAUCGGCAUGCUUUCCUAUACAUAAAUUUCGCACAAACUGUCCUGAAAUUCUUUCAACUGAAGCAGAGACAGAAUCACUCAAAUUUGACAAACAGUCCAGUAUACUUGGGUUAUUAUGGGUUCCCAAUACUGAUGAAUUAAAGUUCUCAGUAAACAUUGAUCUGGACUUAAAAUUCACAAAACGUAGUAUUUUAGCAAACACCUGUAACGCAUCGCAAGCCGCUUAUGGAGCGUGUGUUUACACUCGUUCCGUUGAUAGUGUAGGCAAUGUAACGAUUCACCUUAUGACCUCAAAAGCACGCGUCGCACCCAUAAAACCAAAUACAAUUCCGCGUUUGGAAUUAUGUGGAGCGCUAAUAGGCGCGCGACUAACUUCUAGAGUUCAAGAAUCGCUUCGUUGUGAUAUAUCUAAACGAUAUUAUUGGACCGAUUCCACAGUAGUUCUUAGUUGGCUCAAAAUGCAACCUAGGGAUCUUAAUUCAUUUGUAUGUAAUCGAAUAAAUGAAAUACAUGAGCUGACGUCAUCAGAUAUUUGGAGACAUGUUCCUACUUUACUAAAUCCAGCAGAUUUAGCCUCACGAGGUGUAGAGCCUUCGCAACUGAAAGAUUGUAAUUUGUGGUGGCAAGGUCCCUCUUUUUUACUUCAAAAAGAGGAUAAAUGGCCAAGAAACUUAACCGACAACGUUGCUGUACCAGAAGUAAAAGUACAUUCAUUCAUUCAGAAUAAAUAA